ACAAAAAUGAAGACUGCCACCAAUAUCUAUAUUUUCAAUCUUGCAUUGGCAGAUGCCCUAGCAACAAGUACUCUGCCAUUCCAGAGUGUGAAUUACUUGAUGGGAACAUGGCCGUUUGGUACCAUCCUUUGUAAGAUUGUUAUAUCCAUAGACUACUACAACAUGUUCACCAGUAUCUUUACACUCUGCACCAUGAGUGUGGAUCGCUACAUAGCUGUUUGCCACCCAGUUAAGGCCCUUGAUUUCCGUACCCCCAGAAAUGCCAAAAUUGUCAAUGUCUGCAACUGGAUUCUUUCUUCUGCCAUUGGCCUGCCAGUUAUGUUCAUGGCAACUACUAAAUACAGGCAUGGCUCUAUUGACUGCACACUUACGUUCUCCCACCCUGCAUGGUACUGGGAGAACCUCCUGAAAAUCUGUGUAUUUAUCUUUGCCUUCAUCAUGCCAGUCCUGAUCAUUACCGUGUGCUAUGGGCUGAUGAUUUUACGCCUGAAGAGCGUUCGCAUGUUAUCUGGCUCCAAAGAGAAAGACAGGAACCUGCGGAGAAUCACGAGGAUGGUUCUUGUAGUGGUGGCAGUGUUUAUUGUCUGCUGGACUCCCAUCCACAUUUAUGUCAUCAUUAAAGCCCUAGUCAAUAUCCCAGAAACUACUUUCCAGACUGUCUCCUGGCACUUCUGUAUUGCUCUAGGGUAUACAAAUAGCUGCCUUAAUCCAGUCCUUUAUGCAUUUCUAGAUGAGAAUUUCAAAAGGUGUUUCAGAGAGUUUUGCAUCCCCACUUCAUCAACCAUAGAGCAGCAAAACUCCACCCGAGUCCGACAAAACACUCGUGACCAUGCUUCCACUGCCAACACUGUGGACAGGACUAACCAUCAGGUAUGACUAGCAGUGGAGAUGUCAUCUCUGGAUCCAGGCCUCCCACUUGGAGAUGACAUGCGUUCUGAAGUUACAGUUUAUACUGAUUUGUAG
Cariama cristata (Red-legged seriema) is the source of this 963-nucleotide messenger RNA. It is a transcript of the gene OPRM1, whose product is annotated as opioid receptor, mu 1. NCBI's taxonomy places the organism in Eukaryota, Metazoa, Chordata, Aves, Cariamiformes, Cariamidae. The transcript is spliced from 2 exons. Gene Ontology annotation, biological process: G protein-coupled opioid receptor signaling pathway; sensory perception of pain; neuropeptide signaling pathway. Gene Ontology annotation, cellular component: neuron projection; membrane. Gene Ontology annotation, molecular function: beta-endorphin receptor activity; G-protein alpha-subunit binding; G-protein beta-subunit binding. The record is from RefSeq and is a predicted model, not a curated record.